Loa loa (African eye worm) is the source of this 1728-nucleotide messenger RNA. RefSeq lists its product as hypothetical. Gene Ontology annotation, molecular function: calcium ion binding; cadherin binding. The record is from RefSeq and is a predicted model, not a curated record. Gene Ontology annotation, cellular component: plasma membrane; catenin complex. The transcript is spliced from 9 exons. Bases 1 to 1728 code for a protein of 575 amino acids. Lineage: Eukaryota; Metazoa; Nematoda; Chromadorea; Rhabditida; Onchocercidae. Gene Ontology annotation, biological process: homophilic cell-cell adhesion.
AUGCUUCGUGCUCAACUUUUGCUAACUCUGAAAAAAAUUGAGACAGAAUGUUUUCUGUAUAAUAAUAAACUUCAAAUUCUUGGUGUUGUAAAAUUGCUUGUAAUAGGCGAAGAAAGCAGCAUUGAUAAUCUUUAUUCAUAUUAUGAAUUCACGAUUAAGAAAGGAGUGCCAGUGGGAUCUACCGUCGGAAGAAUUGGGAAUAGAAAAAUACUCAAAUUUGAGCUUCUGGUAGAAAAUGACAAUUUUGAAAUUGACACAGAAAAUGGAGUGAUUCGGACAAAAAAUGAAGUGCAAAUUCCGGAAACUUACCUGGAUAUCAAGGUCACAAAUCGAGAUUACAACGAGAUAAGCAAAAUAGUCACCGUACUCAUUAUCGUUGCUCAAGCACACAGCAAUGCACUAGUAUGUUUGCAAAAUCGGAUUGAUUUGAUGGUGCCUGAAAAUUCACCAUCCGGAACAUUUGUUGGUAUUUUAACGGCAGGUGAUAAUAAUCUUACUCGGUAUAUACUUCUGGGACAUCCGGAUGCUAUAGUGAUGGACAGUAAUACUGGAAUCAUAAGUACCACUGCGCCGUUUGAUUUUGAAAAAGAAAAUCUUUAUCAAUUCAAGGCGAUCACCUAUGAAAUACAGGGUGCAUCACUAGAAUGUCACAUUUUUCUACAUAUUAUCGACAAAAAUGACAACGCUCCUAAAUUUGGUUCUAGUAGUUAUGAGGUCAAAGUUUAUGAGGAUGCUCCGGUUGGUCUAGUGAUCUUUCAACUUGACGUUGACGAUUUGGAUACUGUAAAUGAGUUCGUUUACGAAAUUUCUGCAGUCGGUAAUGAGCGAAGUUGGUUCGGAAUUAAGCCUGAUGGGCGGAUUUUUCUCACAGCACCUCUUGACCGGGAAUACAUGGUCACUCAUCAAUUGCACAUCAAUGUUUAUGAUCAAAGACCUCCAGAAAGAACAUUCAAGGCAACGACUACAGUAAAAAUAAUAGUUCUGGAUAUAAACGACAAUGCACCGCAGUUUGUUUCACCGCUUGCGUAUUUCAUUUUCAACGGAACAGUGCCAGGCACCAUCAUCGGCUUAAUUCAUGCUGUGGAUCCUGACUUGGGUCAUAAUGGGCAAUUGCAAUACCGCAUUUUACCGUGGUCAAAUCCGGAAGGCCUAUUUAUAAUAAAUCCAGUCCUUGGAUAUCUACUGGUACGUGAUCAGAUUGAUGCCGAAGAGCGAAAAGAUUAUCAUUUAUUAGUUGAAGCAAAGGAUUAUGGUAUUCCAAAGAGGUUGUCAACGAUUGUCUCAAUAGCUGUGACAGUACUGGCUAACAACAAGGGAUCACCGAGACUAAAAAGCUCUUACCACAUAAAAAUUCCGGAGAAUAUUCCAGUUGGCCACACUGUGUCUCAGAUUACUAUAUGUUUCGACAUUGUAACAAAUGUUCUGUUUGAAAUCGAAUCCGGAAAUGAAGAUGGCCAUUUCCGAAUAUCUUCCACUAAUGGAACAAUCACUUCAAAUGAACGCUUAAAUGCCACCAAAAAAUCAAGUUAUAACUUAGUGAUUUCGAUGCGAUCAAAUGAUAAUCAUAAUACAUCGCUGAACUUUUAUACAAGAAGAAAACUAAAAGUGAAUCGACUAAAAGCUCUCAGUGAAUGCGGAACUGUCUGUCGAUUAAUGAGAGUAUUAAGUUCUGCAGCUUCUUUUGUGGAUCAGGAAAAGGAUUGUAUCUCAAUUAGUUCGUUAAGCUGA